AUGACGGCUAAGAGCAAAGAGUCUUGCGUUAUCUGUUUCGGUGACGACAUUGAUUCUGAUCUCAUGUUUCUUGUUGAUGAAUGCGGUCAUCGGUUUUGCUUUAAUUGUGUGAAGAAGCAUAUAGAGGUUAAACUGAUAGAUCGAAUGAUACCGAAUUGUCUUGUGCAUCGUUGUGAGUCUCAGCUUUCAUUUGAUAGAUGUGGCAAGUUUUUGACUCUCAAGCUGAGUUCAAUGUGGAAACAGAGGAUUAAAGAGGACUCAACUCCUUUGAAAGAGAGAGUUUAUUGUCCGUACCAAAGUUGCUCUUACUUGAUGUCGAAAACCGAGCUUUUUUCGCUUUUUCGAUAUACUCAUAGGAAGAGUUGCUUCAAAUGCGGUGGCAGCUUCUGCGUCCGCUGCAAAGUUCCAUGGCAUAGUAGGCUAUCGUGCACUGAUUACAAGAAGUUGCAUUCUAGACCUCAAAAUGAUAAUUAUGAUGUAAAGCUAAAAUCUCUAGCAAAACUUAAAGGAUGGCGUCAAUGCGGUAAGUGCCAACACAUGAUUGAACGUACUUCCGGAUGCAAACACAUAACUUGCAGGUGUGGAAAUCAAUUUUGCUACAAGUGUGGAGCCAAAUGGAGAAGCAACUCUCAUCAAUGCGGCAUUAGUGAUCGGUUGCAAAACGAAGUCCCACGGCCACAGGGGAGAAUCAGUUGGUUCCAACACGUAGUCCCACUGGCGAUUGAUGUUAUGUUUUGUGGUCUCGUUGUAGUAGUUAUCAUGGCAUUCGGAGAUGUAGAGCUAUUAUGCAAGGGAAAAAGUGAAGCCGCACCGGAACCCAACAUCGAAAGGGGUCCAUCAUUUUCCUGA
Molecule: messenger RNA, 849 nt
Organism: Arabis nemorensis
Lineage: Eukaryota; Viridiplantae; Streptophyta; Magnoliopsida; Brassicales; Brassicaceae
Source: the annotation of a GenBank genome assembly